AUGUCCCUGAUGAAUCAGGGGCACCCCGACAGGCUGACCGCAUCCUGGGGAGCUGCAGCAGGGGGCCGGGACGGCUACAUGCUGACCCUGUACCACGCGGGAUCGGGUGCCAUGGCAGCGAGGGUCUCUGUUGGGAAGGACACCCACAAUUUCACCUUUGUGAACCUGGCCCCAGGAAGCCAGUACCUGCUAGAGCUGGCUUCCACAGCUGGGCCCUACGGGAUGUCUGCGGGGAACGUCAGCGACUGGACAUACCCUUUGGCACCCCCUAAUGUGUACCUGACAAACCAGGGGCGCCCCGACAGGCUGAGUGCGUCCUGGGGAGCAGCUGCCGGGGAGCGAGAUGGCUACACGCUGACCCUGUACCACGCUCGAGUGGGCACAGUGGCAGCUAAUGCAUCUGUGGGGAAGGAUGCCCACGAGUUCACCUUCUCAGGCCUGGCUCCAGGACACAAGUAUUUGCUGGAGGUGGCCUCCGCGGCUGGGCCCUACCGGACGUUCGCAGGGAACAUCAGCGACUGGACGACGCCUGACCCAGUGGAAGAUCUGCAGUGCCACCCUGACUCCAAGGGCUUUUCCCUGAGCUGGACCUUCCCUGCUGGAGACGUGGAGGCCUGCGAGCUGGCGGCAGAGAGGCUCGGGGGCCCCCCCCAGGCUGAGGCUCGGGUGAUCGCUCCCAGGAACAAGACCAGCCUGUGGGGUUUGGAGCCAGACUCUUCGUACCGAAUCAGCGUGAGCGCAGUGGGCAGGAACGGGCUGAGGAGCCGGGCUGUGACUCUGGUCUGCAACACGUCAGCAGAGGUUCUGCCUCCGCCGCUACGAGCAGACGUUCCGCAGGUCGAGCCUGGCUCCAGAGUUCUCAUCUCCCCUGAUACAUUCAGUGAGGAGAAUGGCCGGAUCGAGUACUACGCCGUCAUCGUCACCAGCAACGAGUCGUUGUCGAGGCCCACCCAGGAAAUCGUGUCCAGCACCUGGUACGAUCACUAUUACGGAGAGGAGGACUCCUACGUGGCUGUGCUGCUCCCCAAUCCUUUCCAUCCAGACAAGAGGAGCACUCCCCAAACCUGGUCCGUGCCGGUGGGAACGGACAAGUGUGGUCAGUCCCGGGAGAUCUGCAAUGGGAAGCUGAAGGCAAAUGCUCAAUACAGGUUCAGCAUUGCUGCUUUCACCAAAUACGACCUGGUGGAUCCUUCUGUGUCCUUCACGGCGUUUUCAGCGGCUGGAGCUGGCGCAGACCCCAGUCCUGUUACCGUGCCAGUCGUGGCUGGGAUUGUUGCGGGCUUUCUACUGACACUUGCGGCGAUUUUCGGAUGGGUCUACUGGAAGCGGGUCCGAACGAAAAGAACCAAGAAGAGUAACUUAUCACAAGAAAUGGCCACGUACAGCUUGAGAAAUGUCCACCGGCCGAUCCCCAUCCAGAGCUUCAAGCAGUAUUACGAGGCAAAGAUGGCAAACGCCAACCACGGCUUCUUCCAGGAGUUUGAGGAGCUGAAGGAAGUGGGAAAGGAGCAGCCUAAGGUGGAAGCAGAACUUCCAGCCAACGUGUCCAAGAACAGAUACCCCCACGUGCUGCCCUACGACCACUCAAGAGUCAGGCUGAGCCUGCUGCGGGAGGAGCCCCACUCCGACUACAUCAACGCCAACUACGUCCCCGGCUACGCCUCCCCACAGGAGUUCAUCGUCACCCAGGGGCCACUGAAGAAAACCAUUGAGGAUUUCUGGAGGCUGGUGUGGGAGCAGAGCGUCUGCAACAUCAUCAUGCUGACAGUGGGCAUGGAGAACGGACGGGUGCUGUGUGAUCACUACUGGCCCUCAGAGUUGUCUCCGGUCUCCUACGGACACAUCCGCGUUGACCUGCUCUCCCACAGCAGCGCUGACGAGUGGACCACACGCACGUUCAAGCUCUGGCACGAGGACCUACAGGAGGAGAGACGUGUGACCCACCUGCACUACACGGCAUGGCCUGACCACGGCAUUCCCGAGUCCACGGCUUCCCUGAUGGCCUUCCUGGACCUGGCCCGAGGCCACAUGCAGACGGCCAAGGGUUCUGGGCCAACGCUGGUGCACUGCAGUGCAGGGGUGGGCCGCAGCGGCACCUUCAUCGCCUUGGACCGGCUGCUGCAGCAGCUGAAGCAGGAGAAGGCAGUGGACGUGUUCAAUACCAUUUACACCAUGCGGAUGAGCCGCUACCUGAUGAUUCAGACGCUGGGCCAGUAUGUUUUCCUGCACAGCUGCAUCCUGGAGAAGAUCAUGGAGGAGCUGCUCUUGGGCCAGUCUGGGACGGAGAUCUCCUGCCCGAUCCCUCUCAAAAGCUUCCUGCAGCACCAUGCCCAGAAAUCAGCCAAGUCCAAUGCGGGCUUCCUGCGGGAGUAUGAGAUCCUCCUAGAGGUUGCGAAGGACAAAGCCAGCUCUGCAGCACCAUCUGCAGGCAUCCAGGAGAGCCGCCCUGGCUCCAGCAUCCUCCCAUAUGAUCGCUCCAGAGUGAAAUUUUUGCCGCUGGAACAAGGCCCCUUCUCGGAUCUCAAACAGACCUGGCUCCUCCCGGGCUGCAAUUCAUCCAGGGAUUAUCUGGCUGUGCAAGGACCCGACAAGGUGACCACUGAGGAAUUCUGGCGCUUGGUGUGGGACCAUGGUGUCCACACCAUAGUCACCCUGCUUCCAUGCCAGGAGAAGGGCCAGGUCCUGAGCGAGGCAUGCUGGCCCCUGGAGGGCAGUCCACUCUACACAGAGAUGUUGACCAUCCAGCGGGGCCCGGAGAAGCACAUCUCGGGAUGGAGGUGCAUUCAGCUCAAACUGAAACACGAGAAGAAAGUGAAGGAGAGGCAGGUGCAGCGAUUCCUGUACCCUCUGUGGGGGUGCCAGCAGCAGCCAGAUGUCCAACCCCUGGUGGAGUUCCUCACCGCAGUUAGACGGUGCAUGCCACACAGGAAGCGAGCCGGCCCGCUGCUCCUGCACUGCAGCAGUGGCGUUGGCCAGAUGGGGAUGCUGAUCGCACUGGAUUGCCUGCUGCACCAGAUGAAAGCGGAGCGGAGUGUGGAUGUCUACGGAGUCACCCUCAGGCUGAUGAGAAGCUGCUGCCUCAUGACCCCGACGCCGGAUCAGUACGUGUUCUUGUACACGUGCAUCCGGGACAUCCUCACCCAGAGACAGCCCUAGGAAGAGCACAGCAGCUCCUGCCCCCGAGAGAGCCUGGCACUGGGGGCAGGCUGAGGAGAGCGCAUCGCAGGGCUGUUUGCACAAACCUGACUGAAGCUCCCUCCGGAGAGAAGGGGACCCACCUGGGGCAGAGGCACCAAUCAGCUCCCCACCCCUUGAGGCCAGCACAGAUGAGGAGCUAAGGCUGGGUUAGCCUGCAUCAGUGGUUCAGAAUCUCGGACUCUCCUGGUCUCUUCUCCCAAGACGCAGUGGGAGAGCCUAUUGCACAUGCAUUGUCUGCACCAGCCUCCCCCAGGGAGUGCCUUUCUGCUGCCCACAGUGCUGCAGCCCACUCAGCCUGCAAGCACCCAGUGCGGGGCACGGGAACUUGUCCAGGAUUCAAAGAUUUUAGCGGGGCUGCAUCCCUGCUGCCCGGGAUUUCUGGGACUCUGGAAGGUCCAUGAAUCCAGUCACCGUAGCACUUGCUCUGGCAUCCUGCCAGCCUCCGUACUGCCCUCCCUGCCCCGCUGAGUACAGGACAGAAUACAUGGGGCGCCCUUUCUGCCGUGCCUGGCUCAGAGCCGGCAUGUCCUACUGAGCAGGCUGCUGGGUGAUGCUUAUUUCCGUCUGGCAGGAGGGUUGGGAGGCCCAAGCGCUACGCACUGCUUCUCAGAGCGUCGAGCGGAUGCUCCAGGUGUGCUAGUACCUUUGGGAGACUCUGUGACCCAGGGCUGAGGACCAAGCAAUGUGUAUGAACAAUAAAGAAAACAGCCCUAGAAGCCAGUGUCCUCUAACGAAUGGUAGGUUUUACCACACGCCCUGGCCUGGCCUGCGACCUUCCAGCCAGCUGGACUGGAGGGCACCAUCCCCAAAGGGCAGCCGUGCACACCCGCCAGGUGCAUGCCGUUCGGCUGGCUUCCGAGCGCUGCCCCUUCGUGCCGGCUGUCCUAGCGCAGCUAGAGCCCAGCAGCUCGGCUCCGAGAGCUGAGUCCCAACCGCUAGAGCAGCAGACCUCUGCAAACCCUUGGGACAACCCUUCACAUGGACUCUCGUCUCUCCUAGCUGGGAGAACAGGGGCAGGACUCCUGCCCCCCGACAGCAUCCCGUCACCCCCGCAUUUAUGCAGAGCCCGUGAGUAGGGGCCAAGGCACGACAGCAAAACCAGGAAUAACAAUCAAAUGAGAAGACCCUUGCUGGCCAGUCACCCUCCAUAUAACCCUGUCUCUAAGGCCUGGUAGUUUAUGUGGGGGAAAAACAUUAUCCAUUAAUUCAGCCUCAGCGCACUACUACCCUCUACUGGGGGAGCAUGUGUAUCAGCCAUGUCCUCCAGUGGUUGCGCUAGAGGAGCUGUCUCUUCAUCCCACUGGGAUGUGGGGUUACAUCAACAUACCACCCCCGCAACGGGACCUUAACUCUGGCCCCUGGAGCUGGCGAUACCCCCACGGGGUGCCAGUAUUGGGGGUGCCAUAAGAAAUAGGAAGAACGACUGAGAAGUUUGUCUUGAUUCCAAUUGCAGCGUGGACCUGCACGCACUCAGCUGUGUUCACUGGGGCUGGGGCUGGCACCACUGGGCAACCGGACCUGAGCGUAAAUGAAGUUUUUGGACAAUACA
Messenger RNA from Chrysemys picta bellii (western painted turtle), 4747 nucleotides. Lineage: Eukaryota; Metazoa; Chordata; Testudines; Emydidae. The record is from RefSeq and is a predicted model, not a curated record.